Molecule: messenger RNA, 5910 nt
Organism: Nothoprocta perdicaria
Lineage: Eukaryota; Metazoa; Chordata; Aves; Tinamiformes; Tinamidae
Product: unconventional myosin-XVB-like
Exons: 44
Coding region: 177-5189 (1670 amino acids)
Cellular component (GO): cytoskeleton
Molecular function (GO): protein binding
Source: RefSeq, a predicted model, not a curated record
UGGAGAGACGACGGAGCCAGAGACAGACCUGGGCCRUCGUAACCCUCCAGAGGAACUUCUGCCGCCUCCUGCACCGCAGGCGCCUCCGCAUUCUCCAGGAAAAAGUCACCAUCAUUCAGGCUUACUUCCGAGGUUACCAGGCAAGGAAGCUAUACAGGAGACGGAAGAAAACUYUGAUGCAGUUUAAGAUGAUGGUUUUAACCUCCAGACCCAUUGUUCAAAGGAGGAAGUACUGGCAGCAGGAGUUUGAAGAAGGGAAACAAAGAAGGAGGUCCCUGGCCAGUGGUGACACAGAGAACAAUCCCAGCCCAGGAAUGGAUGUGGGACUGCUGGAGAUCCCUGCAGAACUUGCUGCCCUGUUGCGCUUAGCUGAAGGUCAACAUCAAGCACAAGCCAACCAGAUAACUGAGACGUUGCCUCCAGAGGUCAAAGUCAAAGAUGAUCUUUCCCUUCCGCCUGCCAUCAACAGCUACCCCUUCUCUACCUUCAUCAAGUCCCACUUCCAGAAUACAGAUUUCCCUGCUCCUGGUCAUCCCCUUCAUCAGCCCUUAACCCGUCUGGAAGCUGAACACCGGGAGAGUGCACUUGAGAUCAACAAACUGAUUUUGCGGUUCGUUGGUGACAAGAACCUCCGUGGCUGGCAGGAACUGCUUCUGGGCAACUAUAUUGCUGGCAGAGGUUUGAAUAACCUGUCCCUGCGUGACGAAAUCUUCAGUCAGGUGGUCAGCCAGGCAUGGAAGAACCGAGACAUGGAGCAGGGCCAGCGAGCCUGGGUCCUAAUGACAACCUUGCUGAGCUCCUUUACUCCCUCACCAGCCCUGGAGAAGCCAUUACUGAAAUUUGUCUCGGACCAUGGCAUGGAAGGUUACAACGCCGUUUGCCAACGCAAGAUCUUGACAGCCAAGCCGCACACAGAGAUUGACCCAGCAGCUGCCCGAGCCUACCCUCCCACUCAGCUGGAGUGGACUGCAAACCAGAGAAGAGGGAAGAUGGUGCUAGACAUUCAUACCUUUGCUGAGGAGAAGUUCUCAGCUGAGGUGGAGUCCUGGAUGACCGGGGAGCAGUAUGCAGCCUGGCUCCUGAGUUCAAGGGGCUGUGACAAGAGCACUCGAGGAUGGUCUGUCUCCAUGUUCAAUGGUAAUACAUGGCAGAAUCUGCUGGGAUGUGACUUUGUGCUGGACCUCAUUGGGGAGAUGGAGGAGGCCAGGAGCCCCAGCAACCCCUCUCAUUCCUCAGUCACGUACCCCAUYGCCCCUGAACAGGACCUGCAGAACUCUGCCCUGGAUCACAGGAUCCCCCCUGCUCCAGGCAUCCRGGCCCCUGUUUUCCCACCACCGAGUCUCCCUCCAGACUUCAGCCACCUCUACUCAGACUUCCCUGUGCUCCUAGGUGAAAAAUUUGGAGAGGACCUGAGGACUCCUGUGGGCUUGGAKCACUAUGUGGAUGAUCUGUUCAGCCCUGUGCUGCAUCAAGGCUCCAGGGUACCAGAUAUGGAGAACGGGGAGAGUCUGACUGGGCGCAUGAAAGGAGGUGGGAAGAUUGGACCCACACAGAGAGGAAUCUUUCCUCCUACAGGCCUCCCUGCAAUGAUGCAAGUACCAACUUACCAGCCUAUGCCUGCAAUGGCAGGAAUGAUGCCAGCAUCUGUGCCCAUGAUGCCAGGGCUUGGUGGCAUGGCACCAAUGCCAGCCAUGGUUAUGCCCCAGGCGCAGCCUAUGGUUCCAGCAGUGGAUCCCAACCAGUUAGCAGCACAGCAGCAAGCCUUUAUCAACCAGCAAGCCAUGCUCAUGGCCCAGCAGAUGACCCUUCAAGCCAUGAGCAUGUCCCAGCAGCAGCAGCUACAGCAGCGGCGCCAGCAGUCUCAGCAGUCUCCUGAGAACUCGAGGCAGAGAGGCUCAACUCCACCACAAGCCCCAGCCACUUCCCCCAAACCCAAGACGUCUCCCAGCACCCAGAAUAUUGCACAGCCACCAAAGUCUCCAGAAGCUCCAGCUCGGGCGGAAGAAACGUUUUCUGACAGUGAGGAUGAUGACUAUCUUCCAGAGACUUUCCAGCAGAAGAAAGAAUAUUUCCAGAAAAUGGGACAGCAACACAUCCGAGUGAAGAAAGUCAGGCCUCCUUCUAAAACCUGGACUCCUCCAGCAAAUCCCCAGCCAAAAGAGGAAGAAGGGAAGGAAGAAAAGAAAGAAGAAAGGAAGGAAAAAGAGAAGCCAAGGCCUAAAACGGAGCCAGCUGCUGCUCCUAYUCCUGCGCCAAAGCCCCCAAAGCAGCCGCCCCCAGCGAGGAAGGAGCCGCCUGUGGUGAAGCCCUCGGGCCCCGAGUCGCGGCCUGCGCCCAGCCGGGAGAUYGGCAACAUCAUCAAGAUGUACCAGAGCCGGCCAGCCCCCGAGCCCCAGCCCUUCGAGCCCCUCCGGAGAGCGUCUAAGCCCUUCAUGAAGAAGAACGACCCCAAGGACGAGGCCCUGGCCAAGCUGGGGAUGAUGAAUCUUCAGUCUCCCAAAUCGCCACCCCCUGGGCCGCCGGAGAAGAGCCCCAAAGGCAAUCCUCCGCCUCCCCCACCCAAGAAGGGCUCCGCUUCCAGCUCCAUCAGGGAGAAGCAGAUGCCUCUCCUGUCCCUCUUUGGUGACCCACCAAGUACUCCUCCAGCCGCUCAGACCCCUCCUGCUCCCCCACCCUUGCCCGCACCCCUCUUUCCUGGGGACCAAGGCCAGCAGGAACCUGCAAAGAAAGCCUCUACUGCGACAGUGGCAGAAGAUGACGGUAUCAAGACGCAGCUGUACAGGCUCACUGCCAGCGUCAGCUUCUCCUACGCCAAACCUCCAUGGAAAAUCUAUCUGCGCAAAGAGGUGUUUUACCCCAAAGAAAACUUCAGUCACCCCUAUUGUCUGAACUUGCUGUGUGAACAGAUCAUCCGUGACACCUUUUCUAAUUCCUGCCUUCGAAUCUCCAGGGAGGAGAAGCGCAAGAUGAAAGAUCUACUGACGGAAUUCCGGGUUGGUGCUGAUGUCCAGUCCAUUCAGGAGGAGGGGAUCAAGAAGAGGAUUGUACUGGCUGCUCGGGAUAACUGGGCUAACUAUUUCUCCCGCCUUUUCCCAGUUCAUGGUGAAAAUGGAAGUGAUGUCCAGAUCCUGGGGGUUUCUCACCGGGGCCUGCGGCUGCUGAAGGUGAUAGGGGCGGCCGGCUAUACCCCAGAGCACCUGAAGAUCCUUUGCAGCUACAGCUUUGCAGAUGUGCUGUCAGUGGAGCUGAAGGGCAGCAACACCCUGGAGUUCUCUCUGAAGACAGAACAGCUCUUCCUGCACUCAGCAAAGGCUCGGCACAUCAAGGCCAUGGUGGACCUCUUCAUUCAGGAGCUGAGGCAGGAUACCAACUACGUUAUUGCUCUGCGCAGCUAUGUCACAGAUGACAGGAGCCUCCUGAGCUUCAAGAAGGGUGACCUCAUCCAGUUACUGCCCAUGCAAGGCGUGGAGCCAGGUUGGCAGUUCGGCUGUGUUGGAGGCCGCUCUGGUCUCUUCCCUACCAGCUUAGUGCAAUUGGCUGCAGCCCCUGAUUACCUCAACACCAACAUGGAYGGACGUGGCAAGAUACGGAAGAACGUGAAAGCUCCCAUGGAGGGCAGGAACACCAGCAAGGAGAGCUCUGUUCCCAGCGUGACAUCAGAAUCCAGCAGCAGCAUGUUUGUUCCUGUUGGUGAUCGUUACACCAUGGUGGACUUUGCCACAGCCCAUUUUCGGGAGGCUCAGUCCCUGUUGGGAGGGAAGGGUGAAAAGAAGAGUGCAGCUGACCUGGUCCAGCACACCAAGGUCCCGCUCCAGGGGGCUUUGCUGCGGUACAAUGACAGCGAGCUGAACGAGCUGGCUUCAAAGAACUUCAYGAGUGUAAUGCGCUUCAUGGGAGACCAUUCCAAGCUCAAGAACCAGAAUGAGAUUGAAUGCAUCUAUGAAAUCCUUCAGCUCUGCAAGGAGAAGGAGAUUCUGCACGAUGAGGUGUACUGCCAGGUCAUCAAGCAGGUCACCUACAACCCUAAACAGGAGAGCUUGAUGCGGGGCUGGCUACUCCUAAACCUGCUUACUGGGUAUUUCCUCCCUUCCAACACACUCAUGCCCUACGCCACCAAGUUCCUGCAGCAAGCGAGCAGCGAUCCCUCCAGCACCCACCAUGACAUAGCCAAGAUCUGUCAGAGCAACCUGCGGAAAAACGUCAUGUUUGGGGGCCGCCGGCACCUUCCUUUCCCUGUGGAGAUGGAGGCGUUGCUGAAGGGGCGUGGGGCCCGCCGACUCGUGAUCUUCAUGCCCGGAGGUGUCGAAUACCUCACCAGAAUCAAGACCUUUACUGUAAGCAAGGAGCUCCUGCAGGAGAUCUGUGAGCAGAUGGGAGCAGGCGAGCAGGAAGAGAUCCGGGAAUUUGCUCUCUUUGCCAUCAGGAGUGUCGCCAAUAACCCCGUGAAAAUGGUGAGGCCCAUGAGACCAGAGGAGUAUCUUCAUGAUUACCUGCUGGAGGACAACUUGAUCACCAUGAGUUUACGGAGGGUCACCUGGAAAACGCCUCUGCACUUUGAGAACAGUAUUUAUACUGAUUUCCAUUAUGGACAGAUACUGUGGGAUUACAUAAACGGGAGGAUUCUGCUGGGCUACAGCAAAGAGGUGGAGAUGCAGGUGAGCAUUUUGGCAAUGCUCCAGCACUGGGCCAAACCAACGGAGCAGCAGAGCCCCGUUCCCUCCAGGGAGGAGCUCAAGGAGUACACGCCAAGGCUGCUGCGCUCGCGCCUCAGCGCCCAGGCCCUGGAGAGCCGCGUCGCCCAGCUGCUCAGGGCCCGCCGGCCGCUCCAGCCCCUGGACGCAAAAAUCCAGUUUAUAGAGCAUGUGAUGAAGGUGCCUCUCUUUGGCUACAACAUCUACCUCGUGGAGAGAACCAGUGAUGAGACGAUCCCCCUGCCCUGUUUCUUCGGUGUGAAUAAAGAACAGAUGAUAGUGCUGGACAGCGAUGCCCAGAUCUGCCGUGUCAUUCCACUGAAGCAGCUGCAGAAGAUGCGGACGCUGCGACCCUCCUGCGAGGGCGGCCUUCCRGGCAUGGAGCUGGACUACGGCUCGGCUGCCAGCCCCAAGACUCUGUGGAUUGAACUGGCGCAGGCUAAAGAAGCGUACCACACAGUUGUUGUCAUCUUGAGUCAAACUGAAUUUCAGCACUAGAAACUGAGCAGAAACAGCCAGGCAGAAAAGCACCAGUCUCCUUUCUGUGGGCUUGCUCAGUGCUCCUUGCCCUGGGAAGGGCUCUCCAAAGAUGUCCUUGAGCUCUGCUGCUUUCCACGACUGCCGCCCCCGUCACGGCCCCUUUGCUGAUGGACUGGCUCAUGAUCUCACCUGUGUGACUUGCCAUCCCGUCCCCGUGAGUCGUGCCCUUCCUCAAGGGGUGKUUUCACACCACUGCUUUGCCCUGCCUGCUCCAGCACCGAGCAGCUGAGCAGAGGGAAGCACAGAGGCAACUGCCUUCAGGCUCUGCAAUGGGGSGAUUGUUUGUCCUCUUUCUUUCUUUUCUGAAUUAAUCACGGGCACAAAGACUGAUGCUUGCUGGAGMCUUUUGUAUUUUUUGUAUCAGAAAGCAAAGCCAGAGCUAUGAUACGACUGCACUGGCUGCUGGUAUUUCUUUAAGAUCAUUUUUUUUCCCCUCUAUCUUGAUGUGCAAGAGAUGCUCUACAGGAGGGUUUSUGAAGCAGGAGCUUGUAAAAAGCAUCUAAAUUACAAAACAAAUCACUGUUAAUAUGCAGUWACUACAUGUGCUGGGUCACAGAUGGAGCUGCAAGGGUAAGGAUGUUUAUUGUUCAUUAAUUUCUUACAUAAUUAUGUGCAUCUUUUUCCUUCUAAUAUAAAGAACUUAGUCAUGUCCAUGCAGCUGUCGCACUUAAAUGAUGGC